GGAGCAGCGCCAAGCUGGAACGUAACCCCGCACUCGCCAUCCCUGGUGGUGGUGACAGCUGCAGGCCUUCGUGACGCCUGUUGAGCCAGAUUAAGAGGUGGCCUGGCCUGGCCUUUGCCCCUUCUCUGCCGCUGCGCCUGCAGCGUGAAGGCCCGAGAGACUGGCGGCAACCCGGGCAGCGGGGAGGCGGCCUGAACCCGGCCUGAGGAGGCUCCGCUCCGGGCAGGGAGGUGGAGGAGGACGAGCAGCUUUUCCCAACGAGAAGCUGGACGCGACCAGUGCAGGUAUUUGAGAGAUUAUGGCAUCUGAAGCCCACAAUGUUAGAAAACAGAAAGUAUUGCAUAUUGAAGGUUGUCCUAUUGAUCUCCCCAGAAAAAGAAUCUCUUCUUCCACUAAAAAGAUCAUGAAGGAGGGUAAGAAAUCUCCAAAACAGCUGGCUUCAUACACAAACAGAAUAACAGUUGGAAAAACGGUGACCAGUCCCCUCUCUCUCUUCAAAGUAGUAUAUUGUAAAAGAAAAGUUCAUUGUUAUAGUCCAAAGCCCUGUUACAGAAAGAAACAGCUCCCUAAAUCUAGGGGCUGUGACAUGGCAAAUAAAGAAAAUGAACUGGCUUGUGCAGGGAAUCUGCCAGCAAAACUGCACAUAGACAGUCGUACACGCUUGCUGAAUUCUAGUGACUCUGGCUCAUCUCAAACAGAAGGCCCCUCAUCCAAAUAUAGUGGAUUUUUUUCAGAGAUUUCUCAGGACCAUGAAACCAUGACUCAAGUUCUUUUCAGCAGGAAUCUAAGGUUGAAUGUAGCUUUAACCUUUUGGAGAAGGAGAAGUAUAAGUGAACUGGUAGCCUACUUAUUGAGGAUACAGGAUCUUGGAGUACUAGUAGAUUGCCUUCCUGUGCUUACAAACAGUUUACAGGAAGAAAAACCAUAUAUUUCAGCUGGCUGCUGUGUAGAUCUUUUGCCUUUAGUGAAAUCACUGCUUAACAGCAAAUAUGAAGAAUAUGUGAUAGUUGGUUUAAACUGGCUUCAAGCUGUCAUUAAAAGAUGGUCGUCAGAACUACCUGUACAUACCGAAAAGGCAGAGGAUGGAAAUAUUCAUAUUUUAAAAAACCAAUUAAGUGGAUUAUGGGAACAGAUGAAUCAUCUUACUCUGGUUCCAGGAUAUACUGGUAAUAUAGCUAAGGAUGUAAAUGCUUAUUUAUUACAGCUACACUGACAUGCUUGGGAAGCUAUGUGUGCUGAUGUGGUGAAACAGUCCUCUAAAGUAUCCCUGAAAUAUGUACCUGAAAGCCUUUUGAGAAAUACUGGCAGAAGAGAACUGAACUGUCAAGCUGUGUGAUGAAACCACUAAUAAAAUCCUAACAAUCUACUUCACAUUGAAGUGGAAAAAUGUCUAAUAGGAGCAACUUUUACUUCAGUGAGGUGAAAGUGCACUAUGAAAACUGUAUGCCUUUGCUGCAUUUGGGAUUCACUCAGUUACUAGGUAUUCAUUUAAAUGCUACUGUAUUUUACUACAACAUCGCAUAAAAGAAGAUGGAUUAUACUGUCAUGAAGACAAGACAGCAGAACCAGUUGUAAGGAACCAACAAAAGCAAUUGGCAUUAAGAGGUUUUAAAUGUUUCUUUCACAAAAGAACUCCAAAAUGCACAACUAUCUUCCAGUUGCAUUAAGAAAAACUUUGAGGUAUUCAGUUACUUCUAUGUUUUAAUCAAAUUAUUAAAGACAGUUUUUGUUUGCACUAUACAGCAAAGAUGCCUUAAUUACUAGUGUUUCAAAAAGCCAACGUGUUUAAGAUGCAAGUAGCUAUUAUGUUCAGAUUGCGAUGAAAAACUACAAAAGUCAGGGUUUCACAUUGUGUAGUUAAUGAAACAUUGCACAUAUACAAAAAUUCAUGUAUGAAAAAUAUUAUAAAUACCUGAAGUUAAGCUUGGAUAAAGAGUUAUUGCAAAUGUCAGCAGAAUGGUGAAUCUAUGUCUAACGAAUGUUUUUAUAUUGUAUGUGGAUUUCUAACACGAUAAUCUUGUUCUGUAUCACUUAAACUACAUGCAGAUAAGUAAAUAUAUUAAAUGUAUCUACGUUUUUUCUUUUCAAGUUCAUAAAAACAAUUUCUAUAAUAAUCUCUUCCACAGUACUUUUUAUCGUAGAUAUUUAUGUCUAUUGUUUGAAAUGUUUACAGCCAGAUGAGGCCAUGUUAUUCAAAUCGUACCCUUUUUGUACUACCUCCUUUUAGAAACUGACAAAGAGCUUUUGCAAAAAUAAUCAAGUUCUAGCCUGAUCAAUGAUGGCAAAUUCAUACCAACAAUAGCAUUGAAAAUACAGCUAUAAAGUCUUUUACUGUCCUAUUGCUAUCCUAUACUAUUUUAAUUUAAAAGCUAUGGCUUAAUAGCUCUGAGGUAGUCUUGAUUUUAGGCUUGCUAUUGCCUUUUUUUAUUUUGUGAUUAGGAAGUGUGCUUUUCCAAUUGAAACUUUAAAGUGCCAGCUGUUCACUUAAAACAUAAAUGCACAGUAUGUAUCACCAAAUAGUCUACUUCCUUAAAAAAACUAAGUACUUACAAGCAUUGCUUUCAUACCUAGCAUUAAGCAGAUGCACUUUUAUUGACAUGCAGGAGAAAAGUCUUUUGAUAGCCCCAAGUGGUUUUUGCUUUACAGGUGAAAUAAAUGAAUUUUAAACUCUUGUAGUGGUCAACAAUGUCAGGCCUCCUGUUGCUUCAUUUUGUAUUUAAUUUACGUAUCAUUAUUGCUGACUUGUGAUGACAGACUUCUAGUUAGCUUUCAGAACUUGGUGCUUUUGAUUAUUUGACUAUUCUUUAAACCACCAAAGGUUUUGUGCUUCCCAGGGCAGUCAGCUACAGGGAAUAGUUUCUGGGACAUCCCAAAACUGAGAACUGUGGGACAAUCUUGAGAUAUGCACAAAGACAAAUUCUUUUUGCUGGAAUUGUUAUGUACCAUUAGAGAGAUUUCACACUCAAAAGAGUUUGACAUAGAACUCACUACUUUUCAGAUGUUCUUGCUGUCAAUUAAAAAUUCAAAGGAACUACAGUAUGAUGAUGUUAUUUUAUUACUUUACUGUUUUGUUGAGCACUUAAAUGUAAAAGUAACAUAAUGACUAGCUUCGUAACUUGGGUAGCAAUUGCUGAACCUCUUAGAUUAUUCCUCAAGGAGAAUACUGUAAAGGUGAUGGAAACUCAGAUCUUAUUUUCUUGGGGGGUUUUUUGAAUAGACAAAAGUAACUCAUGGCCAUUUAUUUCUGAUAAUAUAAAAAGUAAUCAUUGUAAUUCAUUAAAGUUAAAUACUCUGGUCAAAAAUCCAACUUGACUCUAGAUGUAAAUACAUGGGCUGAUAAUGAAUUCUGCAUGUGGCCAUGGAUCUACCAAAUCCUAACUGUGGAUGGUGCUUGUGUUCUAGUGGCAAGGCAAGAUUGACUGGAGGAUCAUUAUUGGGGAAGUUCUAAUAAAAUAAUGCAUUGUUUUUAACUGCCAAAAGUUGUAUUUUGACAGCAUCAAUAAUACAGUAUUAAACAUUGUCAUUAGUAUCUGUGCCUUAUUUUAAAUUAUUUUUUUUUACUGUUUCUAGGCAGCUACUAGACUGUUAGAACAGGAUUCUGGUCUCCCUUAUGAAAUUAUUUUUCUGUCAUCUUAAAGAACUUAUUUAAACUAUUCAUGCUGACAUUCAGGCUCAGCUUGUUAUAUGCUCUUUAGUUCAUGAAUGGCUAGGAAUCAUUUUUGCUGUAGUAGAAUGGGUAUGUAUGAUACCUGCUCAAAGUGUCAUGAGUAAAAUGUCUUAAAAGCUAUGUAACUCCAUUAAAUCCAUGUAGUUGUAUCAGUGAAUCUAAGAAUUAGCUUUAUGAACAAUCGUGCAUAAAUGCUACUCUUCAUGUGAUACUUUCUGAAAGUGCGCUUUCUAGGAUGUGUCAGAAGAUCCAUGGAGAAUUAAUCCUUUAUGUUUUUGUGAUGCAGAAGCAUGUACGUACUUGAGGACGAAAGAUGCCUCCACAAAGCUGUUCUUCAUGUUAUACCACUUAAUAUGAAAUUAAUGUCUUUGAAAAACAGUAUGUCUUUUGCCUCAAUGUUCUGUGAGAGUACUUGAGGCUGUUUUGCUGAAAGGGUUUUUAUUUACCUAUUUACCCUAAACUGAAAUUAAAGAUGCUUCUUGGCAAACUGCCUCUUUCUGCAGAGCUAAAAAACCCAAACCAAACAUUCUGUGAAUGUAACAAUCAAAGUUUAGGUAUUGUUGAUAGCUUGCUGAAGAGUGGAGAUGGAAAAAGCUACCCCAUUAAUUAGCUGGGUAAAAUAAAGAAGCUAGCAUGUCUUAAUGAUUACGUGUAGCUCUGUUUUGAAGGAGUUACACCUGUUUCUUAGUAAAGAGUAGUCAGCAGUGGAACACCCUGGUAUCACAGGUACUGCAGUUCCAGGCUACUUAAUGGUGCUUACAAAUUGUUAUUGAUAUUACAAAAAAAAUUAGCAUCAGCCCUACAGAGUCUUAUCUUCUGCAGUGAGAUAUAAUUUAAAUGAUCUUUCCAUUUCUGUAGGCUGUCUUAUUGUUAUCAGAGGCCACAGCUUUAACACUUGGGGUGCAGGAGGGAUGGGAGAAUGGGAAAGGACAAAAAGAGUUCUUGUGCACUAUGUUGAACGACAUCAGUCCUGCUGCAUCAUACCAUAUGUAUCUUAAAGCAGGCUGUAUUUUCAUUUUCUGGUAUCCGAAGUAGGAAAACUUUGGAGUUAUGGGUCCUUAGUGAAUUUUGCAUCGAAGAGAGAAAUGUUUUGAAGACAGAUGCUACAGUGCUGACUUGUGAUGUGUUUUGGAGGGUUUUUUUUCUUGAAAGGGUGGACGUUUUUGUGUAUAGAAACUUGAAAGCAUCUUGUGCAAAGCUUACUUUUUUGAAAGGAGGAAGUUAGUUGUAUUUGUCAGUGCAUCGUGCCAAAUCUUCCAGUUUUACAGAAGACUGAAUGUCUGUCUGAGUGUAGAGACUUGCAGCUAUAUUUUGUGCCCAGUUCUCUGGUACAAAGGGAAACAGGUGGUUCAUAGUCAACUACUUCAGAAUACAAAACUAUGCAAAUCGUGCUACUGGUGUGAAGUUAUUCCAGCUUUUGUACAAUGCAAAUUCUUUAGUUUAUGAAAGCAGUUGGUUCUUGUGUGACGAACUUUAUAUUGAACUGAUGAAGCCGUUCUUAAUAGCCUUGGUAAAAGCCAGACAGGGUAGCUUAAUUUUUGUCUUCAGUCUACUUUCUUACACACAGUAAUCAUUGUAGGCUACAGAUAAAGAUUCACCGAGAGGAUAGAUUGAGCAUACUUGUGUUGUUAGUGCUUAUAUUAUACUUCAUUAAAUAAUUUUUUAUUCCAUGUUAGUUAAAUGGCUUUGCUGUCUUAGAAUGAGACUAAAUGCAAGUAUUUCUUUUUUCCCCCAUACACACCUCCGUUCAUUCUUCAGCACUUAAUGAUGUUAUUUCUUCCUCUUUGAGUUUAAAUAUACUGUGUCUAUUGUUAGAAGCAGGGAGGGGAGGAUGAAAAUUCUAGAUAAAACACAGGGCUACCUACUUAACACUAUUCAUUUUGAAGUAAUUGUGAAAAUUUUCCCUCUUUAAAACUUUUCACACAAAUUUUGUUAAUACCUAUUAAUUGAAGUGGGUACUCAUGGGUACAAGGUUGAGUUUGAACAUGGUUGAAAAAAAAUAAAGUGUUUUCACUCUUAAACCAUAGCUGCAGUAUUUCUUCUGUUCUUUUUUUUUUUUUCCAUUGAGUACUAAGCUGGACUGAUACCUGCCAUAUAGGAGGCAAGAGGUGUAGCACUGUCCCUUAAUGCGACAGAAUAGAAAUAAUUACCCACGAUUCUACAGUUGCAAACCUAGAAUGUUUUUGUUUCCAUACUGGCUGGAGUUUUGUAGUAUAUCUCUUUAUGUAGACUGUAGCUGCUGAUCAUAUUGCUGUAAAAUGAGGUCUUCCACUUUCAGGUUGAAUGUGGUAUGUAGUUGUUUCCAGUUCAUACAGAUCACUGCUUCAAUUAGUCAGUCAUUGGAGCACCGUAGCACGUAAACAACAAA
Molecule: messenger RNA, 6035 nt
Organism: Chroicocephalus ridibundus (black-headed gull)
Lineage: Eukaryota; Metazoa; Chordata; Aves; Charadriiformes; Laridae
Gene: KATNBL1
Product: katanin regulatory subunit B1 like 1
Exons: 10
Coding region: 299-1213 (304 amino acids)
Cellular component (GO): nucleolus
Molecular function (GO): microtubule binding
Source: RefSeq, a predicted model, not a curated record